GAGUGGGAAAGCCCUUGUCCGGCCCCCUCCCCCGUCCCACUAGGUUGUGAACUCACAGCUGCAGAGGUGUCAGGUGUUCAGCUUGUAGAGUCAAGAGUGAUGGGUGGGGGACUUCCCUGGUGGCACAGUGGAUAAGACUCUGUGCUCCCAAUGCAGGGCGCCCAGGUUCGAUCCCUGGUCAGGGAACUAGAUCCCACAUGCAUGCCGCAACUAAGGAGACAGUGAGCUGCAACUAAGGAGCCCUGGAGCUGCAACUAAGGAGCCCACCUGCCGCAACUAAGACCUGGUGCAACUAAAUAAAUAAAUAAUAAUUUUUUAAAAAGAGUGAAGGGUGGUAGAGAGCUGGGGUAAUAAACUCAGAGAAGGUAUCUAACCCCAAUUGUUUUCAGGUUACUUUAGUAGGUGGGUAAUUUACCCCUCUGUGUCCUCAGCUUUAUGUCCUGGAGCCAAAUUCCAAAUCAGCAGCCACAUGAAAAGUCCUACCUCACUGUGGGAUUAAACUGUCAGACCAGCCUUUGUGACCAAAGCAAUUGCAAAAUGUGGGGGAGGAAAUUAAAAGUCGUCACCCAGCCUGUGGUAGUGUGUGUGUGUGUGUGUGUGUUUAUGUCUGUGUUUAUGUCACACACAGUGGUCACAUAUGUGUGUGAGGGAGAAAGCUGAGGGGUAGGGGCUGUCCCGGCAGGUACCACAUAGAUACCUGGAGACAGAAGGGCCACAGGUGGGUGCCUAGCCUAUGGGAGAAAGAGAGGAACCAGGAAGGGUUGCCAUGGAGUCAGACUAAAACCAGGAGAUGGAAGUAGACAGGGUUGGGGAUGACAGGAAGAGAUGGGAGUGGGGAGGGGAUCCAGCUGCCAGCUCUGUAGACCCCCUUUCCUUCUCUCCCUCGCCAUUCUUCCUCCCUUUCCUUCAGUUUCUCUCCCUCCUUACUUCCCAUUUCCCUUACCCUUUUGUUCCCUGUCCCCAGAAUUCCUGGGAACAAAGGAAAUCAAAAGGGACAGUUCAGAACUUCAGACAUAUCCCUUCAACCUGAGCGCUGGCUCAGCUCCCUUGCCUGGCUGUGCUUAGUCUACUGUGAGUCCUAGGUUCAUGGAUGCUGCCCUGCUGCCCCCUGGUGCCCAGAGCUGGCAGCAGAGGCAGGAAUGGGGGCUGGGGUCCAGACGCUCGCCUGUGGAGUGAUGAGAAGAAAAUGAUCCUGCUGGCAGCCAGGUCGUUGGAGUGUGCGAGAUAGGGGUAGGACUGAGAAUUGAAACUGGGAACACAAUUUGCAAAACAUACCUGAUUUACAAAACAGUUAACAGUGCCUGACCAAGCCGUGAUGUCCAUCUCAGACUAAGCUCACACUUGAAAACACCCAUGUAUUUAGACCCACAUGUUCCAAGAGAAAACCACAGGCAAACUGAUUUAAUAGUAAUUCUCCACGAGGGCUCCUGUGUUCUCAACAUAAGAUCUCUGACUCUUCCAGCAACUUCCUGCUUUGCAAAUCCUGACCAAUCUCUGCCAGAGACCAUCCUUUGACUCACUCCAGCCCCACAACCCUAUAAGCACCCCUUCCUUAACUCCUCCCUUUGGAGACACCCCAGGGAAUCCCCUGAUGGGAAGUCUUUGCUGCAGCAAGUGAUAAGCCCGACCUUGUUGGCUACAGGUGUGUUCCUGAUGGUGGGGGCUGAUCAGCAUUGACAAGAGGUUGCUGCCUCUUCCUGGGUGAGAACAGGUGACGUUUCAGAUCUCCAUUCCAGCCAACCUGCCCCUGUGAGCUUGCAAGGACUCCCCAUCUAGCGCCCUAGAGCCCCUAGCUGAUCCAUCCACUCUGCACCAGCACUGUGGGGUAUUUUAUUCCCUCAGAGGAGCAUGUGUCUGACUGCUGGUUUUGUGAAGGUAAGACUGAGGGGCAGAUACAGCUGCUCCAUCCUCAGGGCGCUGCCCCUCUGAGGCCCAAUGUCCCAGCUUGGGGUUUCAAAGUUACUGACUUGAUCCUCAUUGGUUCUGCCAGGAGUGGCCCCUGAGGACACCUCUAUGAUGUUCUCUGGCCAUGGGUAUUCCUUUGACCUCCUGCUUACCUUCCAGGGGCCCCAGAUGGUGUCCCCCACCUUCACUGGCUGCCAGGAAGACACCCAAACCCUGGGUCUGAGGACACAGCUGAGUGUUGGGGAGUGGGGCUAGAGAGGCCCUCCCAAAGGACUUGCAGAUCUGGGGCUGGGCUCUAGGCCUUGAGGACCAGCCCCUCCAUUUGGUCUGGGAGCUCUUCUGAAGGGAAGUCAGAAUCUUCUCCCCUCUCUGAAGCUGGGGUCUCUGAAAAGGUUUAUCCUGCCAACAAGGGUCCUAUCUGUACCUCCCUAACACCCUGACAUCAUUUGCAUCCUCCCCCCAACAUCCAGAGAUGGAGAGAUCACUCCCUCCUAGGCAACCCCUGUCCCUGUGGGAGAACCCUCCUCACAGGAGCCCUGUCUCCCCAGCAUGGCCUUAGGGGCACACGGCACACCUGCCCUCAGCCCAGGGCAGCCACGGGAAGGUGUCACCAUGACCCCGAGUUGGCGCUUCUCCAGGCUGGCACCCCCAGCUCCCUACCCUGCCCCACUCCAGGACCUCCACCCCUACCAGAAGCCCUGCCCUCUGUAUGCCCCCAGUCCUUGCCUCCUCGAAUGGCGGCCUCUACAACUGGACUCCAUCCCCUGGGAGGUGUGACUGAGCUCAGCUGCUCCUCCCAGCGCCCCCUGUGACACCAUCUGGGAAGAAGUAAGAGCUUACCCACCACCCACGAGAUGCCUGUGAUUUGGAUCCCACCAGUAUGGCAGUAGGUAAAAUGCAUCUGACUCUCAAUCAUGAGGAAGGGGAGGCCCUUGGGAUAGAGUGGGAAGCAAAAAUUAAGGAGGGAGUCUCAGCCAGCCCUCCAGGCCCCACCCCACAUCCUCACCCCAGACCCACACACCUUGUCCACAAGCUUUCACUCCACCUAAACCCGGAUGCCCUCAUCCACGAGGCACAGAAGCACAUAAACCUUGGAGACUUACAUUUGAAUCUUGGCUCUGCCACUCAUUUAUCAGAUGACCUUGGGCAUCUCAGUUUCCUCAUCAUAAAAAAGAGGGAUAAUCACACUCACUUUACAUUCUAUUUGCUUGUUUGUUUAUUUAUUUGUUUAUUUGUUUAUUUAUUUAUUUAUUUAUAUUUUUGGCUGCAUUGGGUCUUUGUUGCUGCGCGAGGGCUUUCUCUAGUUGCAGCGAGCGGGGGCUACUCUUCGUUGUGGUGCGCGGGCUUCUCAUUGUGGUGGCUUCUCUUGUUGCGGAGCACAGGCUCUAGGCACACGAGCUUCAGUAGUUGUGGCACGCAGGCUCAGUAGUUGUGGCUCACAGGCUCUAGAGCGCAGGCUCGGUAGUUGUGGUGCACGGGCUUAGUUGCUCGGCGGCACGUGGGAUCUUCCCAGACCAGGGAUCGAACCCAUGUCCCCUGCAUUGGCAGGCAGAUUCUUAACCACUGAGCCACCAGGGAAGUCCCUUAUGUUUUAUUUGUAUUGUCUGUCUCUUCCUGAAAGCUCCCAGAGGACAGGGGUUUUUGUCUAGUUUUGUCACUGCUUUACCCCCAAUGCCUAGAACGGUGCCUAGUGUAUAGUAGGUGCACAACAAUUACUCAUUGAAUGAAUGAAUGAGAUUCAUAGUGAGGAAUAAACGAGAUAAACCAUGUAACUGUUUUGCAGAACAUCUAGUACUAGUGGGUACUCUUAUAUAAUUCCUUUCCUUUGCAAAGCAAGUCAAAUUAUUUCGUGUAAGUUUCACAAGGGCCCUUUGAGGCAGGAACCUUAUUAUUAUUGAUUCAUUCGUUAUUUAUUCAACAAAUAUUUACCAAGAGCCUACUAUGUUGUAGACAUUGUUGUAGGUAUUUGGAAGUCAUCAGUAAAUGAAAAAGAAAGUUCCUUCCCUCAGAGCUUAUAGCCUAGUAGGGUGAGAGAGACAAAAAGCAACAGAUAUCAUAAAGUGUAAAUUCCAUGCUGUGUUAGGAGGUGACAGGUGCUGUGGGAAAAACAGCAGAGUGGGAAGAGGGAUUAGGAGGACAUGGAGGAUGUGAUUUUUAAAUAGGGUGGUCAGGUGAAGCCUCAGGAGAGGCUAAAAAGAGAGCAUUCGAACAGACUUGAAGGAGAGCCUUCCAGCCGGAGGGAACAGUAAAUGCAAAGGUCUGGCUGCCAGAGGAAGGAGGCUGGUGCCUGGGGUGAAGACGGAAGAAGUGAAGUGGAGGCCACAGGUUGGUGGAAUCUUGUAGGACAGUGAGUGAGGUGGAAAGCCAUUGCAGACAUACGGUGUGCCUUACAUUUUAGAAGCCUAAAUCUGGGUUCAGUGUGGUGAAUAAACUACAGUGGGGUGAGGAUGGGAGCAGCCAGAGCAGGAAGGAGCCAAUGAAGAAAUCCAGGUGAGAGAUCUUGAGGAUUAGGACCAGAUGGAGGCAAUGGAGGUGGUGAGAAAUGGACUGAUGCCAGAUGUAUUUUGAAGGAAGAGCCAGCAGGAUACCUGACAGUUUUUUCUUGCAGGGUUUGGCAGGCAGUAAAAUCGAGAUCCAGAGAAGACCUAGUGAAGUGCCACACAGCUGGUCAGAGGGUGGCGUGGAGGAUGGGGCCGGGGUGUCUGGAAGGUCCCCAGGUCUAGGGCAGAGUGGGAGAAAGGCUUCUGCUGCAGAAGGUCACAAAACAGCCCCAGGGCAGCUGGGCAUUGAUUUGAUCAAUGGCUUUUUUCCUCUUCCCCUGAAUUCCCCUAUGAUGGCCUUUUAAUUGGGUCCAUUUGUUCCAAGACCUUGGGCUGAGCAGACGCCAGAGUGUUUGCCUAUUAUCAAGUAGAUUAGUAAAUGGCCCUGGGUCCUGGGCUGCCAGCAAAGUCAGAGUAGCUGCACAGCGUCUCUGAGGAGUAACCCCAGGCCCUUGGUGCACUGCAGGUCUGUGCCAGGUGGCUUAACUUUGCCCAUGCUGCCUCUCUGUCUGCAGUGUCCUUGCUCACUAGGUAAAUGCCUCCUCCUCCUCCAAGCCUUGCUAAUCACCAUCCCUGCCCACGCUCGCUCAUCUCCCUGGGCAGAGAACUCACACAAGUGCCGAGGAGGGAUGCCUCAUUGCAGGGCCUGCCUCUGACAGAGGACAAACAUGGUCCAACUCAAGGUUAUUAGGGAAGAGGGAGCAUGUACUUCACCCAAACAGCAUGGACAUCACAAUCCUGCUGAAGUAAAAGAGACUUUUCCGUUUCUCCCAGUUCCUCCUCAGGAGGAGGGGUAGGAGGGCAGAGAGAGGAGGAGGAGAGGAAUUAGUGUUAAAUUCACAAAACGGAAAUGAGCUGGAAAUGUAAGCUUGACCGGAGGGAAAGAAAACUGUCUCAUGGCAAUAACAAAUUCAGACUGUUAAAAAAAAAUUGGUUAAUUCCAUCUUAGACAUUAUUUACCGAUUUCCUCUAUAAAAGAUGAAUAUUUAGUUGUCUUCCCUCAUCCUCCUGUUGCAAUUUUUGGUUAAAUCAAUAUUCAGUGCUUACAUUUUUAUGACUUUGAAAGUAUUGUUGGCAGUUAACAUCUAAUAGUGUUCUAUGAUUACAUUUUCUUUCUUGCAUAACUUUUUGUUUCUCCUGGAGUUAAUAACUGCCUUACUGUACACCCCUAAGAGGGACAUAUUCUAAGGACAGUGAGAAUUAUAAAGAAAUCUUAAACAGUGUUUGUAAUCAUAUCAUGAGUGGCUAUUGAAACAUGGCUCGUCUGAACUGAGAUGUGCUGCAAGCGUAAAACACACACUGGAUUUUGAAGACUUGGUACAACAAAAAAAGGUCUAGGCAGUGAUCAUCAAUGGCUGUGUCCCCACUAACAGUCUCAUAACACCUCAACCCACUGACCAAUAUUAACAUCACAAAAAGAGAGAGAGGAGACCGGUCAUAUCUUGCUGAUGUGGUGCAAAAGGAAGUACACACCACCACCUGUGAAUUCUUGCCAAAAAAUUGAUCCUGAAUCUGAUCAAACCGAUUUAACUAUCAGUUUUCAGGAACUACAGGGUACAGAAGAAUAUGUUAAAUGACAACAUGGGGAUGCAAUUAACCAGAUCCAGAAUUUGAGAACUUCUAUGGGAUAAAUGACCUGUUUCUUCAUUAAAAAAAAAAAAACAAGAAACCAACCAACAACAAAACAAAACAAAACACGGGGAAAAAAUGGCAGAGGAGUAAAUACAGGAAUGGAAGUUGAAGCCAGGGUCCCAUCUCUACUCACUGCUACAAAGGUAUAAGUCCCAAAUCCCUAAAUGAUCAGAAGCCAUUUGUCUCGAAGGGAAACAGGGGGAGGAAAUCAGAAACGGAGAAGAGACUGGACUACAUUUUGCUUUUCUCCACUCUUCUAUGCUGAAUCCCUACCCCAAAAUAUGUUGAAGUCCUAACACUCAGUACCUCAGAAUGUAAACUUAUUGGAGAAAGGAUCUUUAAAGAGGCAAUUAAGUUAAAAUGAGGUCACUGGGGUGGGCUCUAAUCUAGUAGGACUGGUGUCCUUACAAGAAGAGGCUAUUUGGAUACAGACACAAACAGAGGGAAGGUGGUAUGAAGACACAGGGAGAAGAUGGUCAUCUACAAGCCAAGGGGAGAGGCCCUCAGAAGGAACCAAUCCUGCUGUCACCUGGAUCUUGGACUUCUAGCCUCCAGAACGAUAGGAAGACUGCAGCCAAAAGAAUGACCAUGGCUUUGGAAGGUGGAGUCCAGGCUGAGGAGGUGGGCACUGUCCUUAGCUCAGAAGUGUGGACAUUCUGCUCAUGCUGAUUAAUUAAUUACCAGGGCCUUCCCUGCCCUGGGCCCCAGUUUGGGCUCUCAGACACAGAGAGGCACCAGACCUGGCACUUCUCCUCAGGAGCUUCGCAGUCUGUGGGGAAGAGAUAGACAAGCAGGCCCACCGUGACCACAAUCUCCAAACUCCAGGGAGCCCAGGGAAGCCCUGCAUGGCAUGAUUUAGUGCCUCUAACCUCAUGACAUCCUGACAGCAUCUCUGGAUGUAGGAAGUCCAGUUGAACAGCCAUGGAAUGGGACAAUGACACAGGCCAGGCCCUGGGCUUGCCGCCCACCACCUGCGUCUACCAAGAGAACUUCAAGCGGCUACUGCUGCCACCUGUGUACUCGGUGGUGCUGGCAGCCGGCCUGCCACUGAACGCCUGCGUCAUUGCCCAGAUUUGCACAUCCCGCCGGGCCCUGACCCGCACGGCCGUGUACACCCUGAACUUGGCCCUGGCGGACCUGCUGUAUGCCUGCUCCCUGCCCCUGCUCAUCUACAACUAUGCCCAAGGUGACCACUGGCCCUUCGGAGACCUCGCCUGCCGCCUGGUCCGCUUCCUCUUCUAUGCCAACCUACACGGCAGCAUCCUCUUUCUUACCUGCAUCAGCUUCCAGCGUUACCUAGGCAUCUGCCACCCUCUGGCCCCCUGGCACAAGCGUGGGGGCCGCCGGGCUGCCUGGCUAGUGUGUGGGGCUGUAUGGCUGGCCGUGACGACCCAGUGCCUGCCCACAGCCCUCUUUGCUGCCACAGGCAUCCAGCGUAACCGCACGGUCUGCUAUGACCUGAGCCCACCUGCCCUGGCCACCCACUACAUGCCCUAUGGCAUGGCCCUCACAGUCAUCGGCUUCCUGCUGCCCUUUGUUGCCCUGCUGGCCUGCUACUGCUGCCUGGCCCGUCGUCUGUGCCGCCAGGACGGACCAGCAGGGCCUGUGGCCCGGGAGCGGCGUGGCAAGGCAGCCCGCAUGGCUGUGGUGGUGGCAGCUGCCUUUGCCAUCAGCUUCCUGCCUUUCCACAUCACCAAGACAGCCUACCUGGCAGUGCGCUCUACGCCCGGCCUCCCCUGCCCUGUGCUGGAGGCCUUCGCGGCUGCCUACAAGGGCACGCGGCCCUUCGCCAGUGCCAACAGUGUGCUGGACCCCAUCCUCUUCUACUUCACCCAGAAGAAGUUCCGCCAGCGGCCACAUGAGCUGCUACAGAAACUCACAGCCAAGUGGCAGCGACAGGGUCGCUGAGUCCACUGGGGCAGGACACGUGGGGUCUGGGCAACCAUUGUGUCUGCCACUGUGGCUGGGACACCAGAAGCUCCACCAGCCCCAAACCAUGCAAAGAAUUAGAGCUUAGCUCAGCUGGGCAUAGAGUGAGACCCCCCACAGACCCCAAAACUUCACCAACAACUAUUUAUUAAGCCCUUUUUCUGAACCAGGCCCUGUGGGUACAGAGAGACAAGCCUGGGUCUGGUUCUCCAGAAGGUCUCAAGAAGCCAUGGAGAGUUGGGGAGAGAGUUAAGCUGCUCACAAAGAUAUGGUACGACAUGUACUGUAACUGAGGAGUAUGCUGCAUACUUUGGAGUCACCAAUAAAGGGAGUAAGAGAAGGUGGGGGGGGGGAGUGAGAGCUUCUGGGAAGGGCCAUUUGAGCUGGGUUUUGAGGGAUGAAUAUGAGAUCUCUGGGGGAUGUGCUAUGUUCCAUUCAUUCAUUUGGUACUCCUCUGACGCCGCUCCUCAUCCUCUCUGCUCCUUGUCCUCAUCUCCACACACAACCCCACCCCAUCCCCACUCACUACUCCUCCAUUCCUUAUUCCCUCCUCCCAGAUCUGUUUUCCUCCUGUGGAACAAUCUGGCCAGCCCAUGGCUGCUAGUAUGUCACACAGACCCAGUACCGGCAGAACCAGCCAUGGCAAAGGGAGUCUUCCAGCUUAGAAGGUUAGAGCGGGGAGAGGAAAGGGCAGAGGGACAAGGCAGGGAGGGGAAGGACUGUACAACUUCUUCAGUAUUUUUCUUUUAGCCCUGCCUAAUCUCCAAGGCUGUUCAGCCAAGGGGACCUUUACAGAAGGGCUCUGCAGGAGUUAAACUCCACAGUUAUGUCUGACGUGUGCUUGCAGCUGGUGGAGGAAGGGAGAAAACCAGGCCCCAACCCAUCUUGGGGAUCCAUUGAAAGUGUCCUUGCUGGAGAGGCUGACAAUUUGGACAGAAGGCAAUUUGAUUCUUUGGGUCACAGUGAGACAGAUGUGUGGGGACAUCAGAAGACAGAGACUGGUUCUUAGUCCCCAUAUAGUGCAAUGCUGUGCCAAGCAGUCCAGGUGUUACCCAUCUUGCAUCUGAGACCAGGCUCUUCAGCUGCCUGUCACGGGGGACUAAGAGAUGGGGGAGCAGAAGGCAGAGGGCCUCCGCCAACGGCCCAGGCUGAGCGCGGCAGCGAGUCCCAGAUGACUGUCCCAGCAGGAUGCCAAGAACUGUGACCCCUUGGUUACUUUUCCAAGAGUGGAAAUUGUGGGCCACAGGUAAAUUCCAUUCCCAGCUUCCCUUGCAAGGCAGAAUAGCAUAAAAGGUUCAGACCCCAGAGCCAGAUCACCUGGGUGUGUAUCCUGGGUCUAUCAUUUACUAGCUGUGUUACUCUGGGGAAGUUAUUUAACUUCUUCAUACCUUAACUUCCAUAACUGUAAAGUGGGAGUAAUAAUGGUACCUAUUUUGUAAAGUUGUGGUGAGGAUUAAAUUAAUUAAUAUGUGCAAAGCACUUAGAACAACGCCUGGAACAUAGUAGGCAUGCAAUGAAUGCUACUGUUAUAAUGGUUUCGCCUUUUGCUCACACAAGUUCCUCUAGGGUCUGUCUCUAGGAAUAGGCAUAGGAGGUUUCUAAACAAGGAGCUUUAAGCAGGGGAGAUUGCAAGGGUUUUUCUUUCUCCUUUAGCUAGGAGGCAGCUAGUCUUUUAAGAAAAAAAAAUUCAGCACACUUUUUUGAGAAUAAGAGCCAUAAUCCAUGAGCCCCAUCUGUUCCUAUAAGAAGGAAAAAUCAUUUAUUACAUGCCAGGACCAGGAAGGGAUUCCAAGCACCAUUUGGGAGGCUUGAAUUCCUCCUUCCCUUCCCCCUCCUUUUGUUCUUUUCCUCUUCCCCACCGCCCUUCUCCCUUCUCACUUUAACCCAGAGCACUCUCGGUGAUGGAGGGGCAGGGCAGGGCAGGUGGUGGUGGGGGGGGGCUUACUCUGGGAAGGACUGCUUGCUGGCGGGGACAGAGACGACACAGACAGGGGUGGAGUGUGGUGAGGGGCAGGAGGAACCAAAGGGGUUGCGGAAGACUUCCUGGGGGAAGGAGCGGUGCAGCUGGGUCUUAAAGGGUAGAUGUAAUUACACUGAAAGAAAAAGGGUAAGGGUGUUCCCUGGUGCAGGGAACAGCACAAACAAAGGCAUGGAGGAAGGAUAGGCGGAGCUGUGGCCUGAUAUGAAGCUGGAGAGUUAGCAGGGCUAGAGAGGAAAAGGCUGCCGGCCAGGGAAGCACUGGGGAGCCGGAAGGACAGUAGUGGCCAUUGGCCGGGCUCUGUGGAUUCCGGGAACCAUGCAACGUGUGGUAUACUCAUUUUCUCAUUUAAUCCUUAUAAUACCUUAUAAUGGGGAAGCUGAGACCCGGAUGUGGGAACUGACUUACUAAGGUCACACAGCCUUUCUCUAACCCAAAUACUAGAUCCUCCCCUGCUUCACCCUCCCUUCCCUCCCCUUUCCUUUCUUCACCUGACUUCCAAGUGCCCACAUGUCCCACCCAGUCCUAGUAACUGGGGACCCCUAGGAAGUUGUGCCAACCAAUGUCAAUUCUCUUUUAGCUAGGCACAGUCUCCUAGGAUGAAAACUUCAUUUCCUAGCCUCUCUUGCAGCUAGGUAUGGCCAGAUAAAGUACUCCUGGUCCAUGGGAUAUAAGCCAAAUGCCCUAAGGCAGUUUAAUAUGGGAGGAGGGAAUGUCUUUAAGAGACAGGUGGUGUCUGGCCUCCCUUCCCUUCUUGUUGCUUACAUUGUGAUGUCACAGCUGGAGCACCAUCUUGGAACAUGAGAAGCAGCUUGCGUUUCUGACCAUUCCAGUUUGGGGCCACCUAAAUCCAGACUUUUGCAUGAGAGAGAAAUAAAUGUCUAUCUUUUUUAA
Balaenoptera acutorostrata (minke whale) is the source of this 10878-nucleotide messenger RNA. It is a transcript of the gene P2RY6, whose product is annotated as pyrimidinergic receptor P2Y6. The record is from RefSeq and is a predicted model, not a curated record. Gene Ontology annotation, molecular function: G protein-coupled ADP receptor activity; G protein-coupled UTP receptor activity; G protein-coupled UDP receptor activity. The coding region runs from base 6999 to 7985 and encodes 328 amino acids. Gene Ontology annotation, biological process: cellular response to pyrimidine ribonucleotide; G protein-coupled receptor signaling pathway. Lineage: Eukaryota; Metazoa; Chordata; Mammalia; Artiodactyla; Balaenopteridae. Gene Ontology annotation, cellular component: plasma membrane. The transcript is spliced from 4 exons.